This is a messenger RNA of Seriola dumerili (greater amberjack), 1093 nucleotides long. It is a transcript of the gene dnaaf19, whose product is annotated as coiled-coil domain containing 103. Gene Ontology annotation, biological process: epithelial cilium movement involved in extracellular fluid movement; inner dynein arm assembly; determination of left/right symmetry. The transcript has 3 exons. The coding region runs from base 424 to 693 and encodes 89 amino acids. Gene Ontology annotation, cellular component: outer dynein arm. The record is from RefSeq and is a predicted model, not a curated record. NCBI's taxonomy places the organism in Eukaryota, Metazoa, Chordata, Actinopteri, Carangiformes, Carangidae.
CCGUAUUCCUGCGCACAGGCUUACCACAGCGCAGACUGUAUUACUCCGCAGAUCAGCUGUGUGAGCCACAGAGAGCUGAACGGAGGUGGACGUGUGAAGUAAUAUAGACGGCAGGUGGCUUACACACCUGGACUGUGUCAGACUGUGACGCUGCUGGACUCAGAGACCUCAAUUCCAGGUGUCAGGUCCGGGUUUCAGGUCCAGAUCUCAGGUCCGGUGCAGACACGUCUCUUUAUUUAACGUUGAAUCCGGACAGAGACGAAGAGACAGACUGAGUCACUCUGCUCAAAAGAACUGCACUGCGCAGGCGCGGUCCGGUAGCCGGUUGUCAUGCAGACGGUUUGUUAUUACUGACCCGCGAAGAGGCUGGAAACACCUGAACACACAGACCGAGAGCACGAGGAGAUAAAACUAGUGCAGGUGAUGGCGAUGUCAGAGCGUGAUGUCAUCGACUUCUCGGCGUUGGAGCGCGAGCUGCAGGCGGCGGUGGAGUCUGAGCGCAGACACCAGAGAGAGAACGAGGCCAAACUGAGAGCAGUCAGCCAGGGAGUCGCCUCCUACAGGGAGUUCAGGGACCUGGUCUUGACCUGUCACCUGAAGCCUCUGGACAAGAACGACAAAGACAGAGCUCCACGGAAACAACCCUGUAACCCUGUUGCCCCGAGCAACGAGGAACAAACAAGCCAUUGUUAAUCCUAAACCUUUUUACUGUUAUCUCAUUUAAAGCAUGUUGCUGUCCUGGAAAACCUUGUUUCUCCAGGACUUAAAAACUUUCCAGGAGCUUUCAACUCAGUUCUGGAAGUUUUCCUGCAGUGACUGAGUGUGAGCAUCAGGUGGAGCUGGAGGACAGGCGCUGCAGCUCAGCUGUUCUCAGUCUGUGUGAAUGUGAGAUAUGUUUUAUAUGAACUGAAGACACCGAGGACGGAGACAGGCUGAGUCUGGGCUUUUCAAAAUAAGACACAACAACCAAAUGAAUGUAAUGUAGAAAACAACAUGCAGCUGUCAGAUGACAGGAAACAGAAGGGUGAAUAUUUACUGGUUAUUAAAGUAUUUUCUGUUUGUGUUUAAUAAACUGACGAUCCUUCGUUAAUGA